Chionomys nivalis (European snow vole) is the source of this 1569-nucleotide messenger RNA. RefSeq names its product UDP-glucuronosyltransferase 3A1-like. NCBI's taxonomy places the organism in Eukaryota, Metazoa, Chordata, Mammalia, Rodentia, Cricetidae. Bases 1 to 1569 code for a protein of 522 amino acids. The transcript has 7 exons. The record is from RefSeq and is a predicted model, not a curated record. Gene Ontology annotation, molecular function: UDP-glycosyltransferase activity.
AUGGCUAAGCAUCGGAGUUGGCUUCUAGUGAGCUUAUUUCUCACCGAGGUUCUUCUUUUGGAGGCUGGGAAAAUCCUGACUAUAGCUACAUUGGGUGGAAGCCAUUACUUACUAAUGAACCGUGUGUCACAAAUCCUUCAAGACAAUGGCCAUAAUGUGACCAAGCUGUUUAAUAAAAUUAUGUACAUCCCAGAAUUUCAAGAAGAGGAAAUAUCAUACCAGGUUAUAGACUGGCAUCUACCUGAAGAUCAACAAGAGGAAUUCCAUAACAAACUAAAUCUCUUUUUAGAAGAAUUAGUUCGUCAGAGGAACACACAUCGUGUCCUUGUAAAGAUAUAUAAAUUCUUUGGGGAUUUGUGCAGUCACUUUUUAGGCAGAGAGGACAUCAUGGACUCCUUAAGGAAGGAGAAUUUUGAUCUACUAUUUUUUGAUUAUUUAGAUUUAUGCUCUUACCUGAUUGCUGAGAAACUUGAGAAAAAAUUUGUGACCUUUCUUCCCAUGCAAUUUAGCUAUAUGAACUUUGGGCUACCAAGCCCCUUGUCUUAUGUUCCAGUGUGUGGGUCCAGUCUAACUGACCAAAUGGACUUCUGGGGCCGAGUGAAGAACUUCCUGAUGUUCUUUAAUUUCUCCCUGAAGCAAAGAGAAAUAUUUUCUCAAUAUGAUGCCUCCAUUCAGGAACAUUUUGCAGAAGACUCUCGGCCAGUUUUGUCUGACCUUCUACUGAAAGCAGAGCUUUCUUUCGUCAACUCUGAUUUUGCCCUUGAAUUUGCUCGUCCCUUAUUUCCCAACACAGUCUAUGUGGGAGGCUUAAUGGACAAACCUGCCAGGCCAAUACCUCAAGAUCUUGAGGAUUUUAUCUCUAAGUUUGGAGACUCAGGUUUUGUCCUUGUGGCCCUGGGCUCCGUAGCAACCCUGCAUCAGACCAAGGAACUUAUUAAAGAGAUGAACAGUGCCUUUGCUCGCCUCCCUCAAGGGGUGCUGUGGACAGUUAAGGAUGCUCAUUGGCCCAAAGAUGUGAGAUUGGCCCCAAACGUCAAAAUCAUGGAUUGGAUUCCCCAGAAUGACCUUCUGGCCCAUCCUAGUAUUCGAGCUUUUGUCUCCCACGGUGGAAUGAAUAGCGUCAUGGAGGCCAUCCAGCAUGGAGUACCCAUAGUAGGGAUUCCAUUUUGUUCAGACCAACCUGAUAACUUGGUCCGAAUAGAAGCUAAGAAAAUUGGUGUUUCUGUUCAGCUAGAGACAAUCAAGGCAGAGACAUUUGCACUUACACUGAAAGAAGUCAUAGAAGACAAGAGGUACAAGUCUGCAGCAAUGACUGCCAGGGCCAUCAGGCACUCCCACCCCCUCACACCUUCCCAGCGUCUGGUGGGCUGGAUUGACCACAUCCUACAAACAGGGGGAGGAGCACAUCUAAAGCCCCAUGGCUUUCAGCAGCCAUGGCAUGUGCAGUACCUGCUGGAUGUCCUAUUGUUCCUGCUGGGGCUCACUGUGGCCACCUUGUGGCUGUUGAAGAAAGUGCUUGGCUUGUUGCUCAGGAUCCUGUGUGUGGAUAGGAAGGAAAAGAAGGCAUAA